Molecule: messenger RNA, 831 nt
Organism: Penicillium digitatum Pd1
Lineage: Eukaryota; Fungi; Ascomycota; Eurotiomycetes; Eurotiales; Aspergillaceae
Product: Aldehyde dehydrogenase, N-terminal
Molecular function (GO): oxidoreductase activity, acting on the aldehyde or oxo group of donors, NAD or NADP as acceptor
Source: RefSeq, a predicted model, not a curated record
AUGAACAUCAUUUUCGGAGAUGGACCUGACACUGGCUCGACUCUCGUGAAAUCGCCACUUAUUCGAGGUGUUUCCUUGACUGGAGGGAAUCAAACGGCAAUUCAGAUUCGAAAGGACACUGCUAACGAUCUUCAUAAGCGCUUGUCUCUCGAGCUCCGGGGCAUGAGUCCAACUCUGGUCUUUGCCGAUGUCAAUAUCGACGAGGCAGCUUCCGUGGCAGCUUUCGCGGCGUUGGAGAAUAGCGGACAACUCUGUCUUAGCGGCUCCCAAAUCUAUGUCCAUCGAUCGGUUUACAAGCUAUUUCUCUCCAAGAUUACUAAACUUGUCCUCAACACCUGCCGAUUGGACAAGGAACUCGGUCCGGUUGUUUCUCCGGAACAAUAUGCCAAGAUUCGAUCUUACCUAGUGCAGGCUGAAGAAGAACAUGCGACGCUGGAGGUUGGCCAGAUCCCCAAGGAAGUUCCGACGGAUGGAUUCUGGGUCAAUCCCACAGUCUUGAGCAACGAAAGCAACGAAAUCAUUGUGGGACGGGAGGACAUCUGUGGACCGGUGGUGACUGUCUGUCCAUUCGACAGGGAAGAGGAAGUGGUCAGGCUGUGCAACGACAAUCCUAAAGUAAUGGGAGCUGUUAUUUUGACAGAUGAUCUAUCCCGACAGAGACGAGUUGGACAGCAACUUGAUGCAGGCUUGGUUUGGGGGGGCUGCUGGCUUGGACGUGAGCUCGGGGCUGGAUUCACCGACAUCCGGGCUACUGGCUCGGGGCUUGAAGGGGGCACACAUAGUCGGGAGUUCUUCACACGUUUGCGAGCAGUGCACCUUCCGUCUUACUAG